Molecule: messenger RNA, 2798 nt
Organism: Bombyx mori (domestic silkworm)
Lineage: Eukaryota; Metazoa; Arthropoda; Insecta; Lepidoptera; Bombycidae
Exons: 2
Coding region: 2117-2725 (202 amino acids)
Molecular function (GO): DNA binding
Source: RefSeq, a predicted model, not a curated record
AGACAUCCGUAACGCCAGAGGUCGAAACUUCCAUCAAGACGAUUGAACAUCUGUUCCGAAAUACUCUGAAUAAGCCAUCGUGCCUAACAAUUAUAUGUUUCUGCUUACUGGUUUUUAUACCAAUGAGCGUACAAGAAGUGUAGUCGUCACAUGUGUCCAAGUGAUAACCAACAAACAAGUUAACGAUAUAAUCGAUUAAAUAGUAAUCGAGUAAAUAGUACUCGAUUGAUGUAAAUGCCAACGUCCAGUGAACGUUGCUGCUAAUAUGAAGUCCAACUUCUAGAUGGCAAUAUUUUUUUCUUUGAAGGGUGGAUGAGCUCACGGCCCACCUGGUGAUUAGUGGAUACGGGAGCCCAUCGACAUCUACAACGCAAAUGCCGCCACCCACCUUGAGAUACGAGUUCUAACGUCUCAGUAUAGUACAACGGCUGCCCCACCCUUCAAACCGAGACACAUUGCUGUUUCACGGCAGAAAUAGGCAGGGCGGUGGUACCUACACGUGCGGACUCACAAGACAUACUACCACCAGUAUUUAAAAAGUAAUUAAAAAAACCUUUGCAGUCAAAUAGUGAAUGAUCGAAAAAACUGUAUAGUAUGCAGUAUGGAUUCGAUAGAAAAUACAAGUGACAUUUAGCCUUAGCUCUAGACAGCAGUGGUCGUGUUGUCAGAAAAUCACUAGUCACGACUUGUACAAAACCAAUCCGCCUAGAAUGCGGUCUGUCGCUUAAGAUCAAACCAUCGAUUGGAGUCAAGGUGACCGGUGAUCGUACCCUUAGAACGUUUAAGUUUAUCAUGUUAUAAAAUCGAUAAUGAUUCCGAUUUCAAUCAUUCGUUAACAUUUAAUUGAUGUUAUUUCUAUUUCUGAUCGUUUCUUAAGGGUUUAAACGGAAUUUUAACAACCCACUUUUGCUUGUUAUAGGUACCCUGUUAAUACAUUCUUUUUCAUUUGCAAGCUUCUUAAAACGUUUUCUUUCUGUAGACUAUCCACACUUUUGUUCUGUUAACUUCGAGUGGUUAUACCUAGCUUCGCCAGGCUGGAACUCAGGCUGGCAAUUUUUCCAACUUUUUUUUUAUGGUUGAAAGAUUACUGAUGGCCCGAAGGCCUUUCCAGUUUCACCAGGACAGGUGGGCAAGCAAAGGUUCAGCCAGGAGGGGUGGGGUUUCCUAACAACUACCCGAGCGCCUCCGAAGGAGACCUAACAACUCAAGAGCAAUUGCUUCGCCAAUGAAUCUACUACCGGAUCAGAAUCAAUUGCUAACACUAGCCCUAGCAAGAGCAGUGCUUCGCAGAAUCUACCACUGGAUCAGGAACGCGACCCACUGAGAAGAUCCGGCGAGAAACUCAAUGCGUACACACUUCUGAGCUCUAUUCAUACUUAUUAAUUACUGUAGUUAUAAGCAUAAGAGCAAUCUAACAGCGAUCAUGUCGCAGUGGCUCCGCAGUUAACGCACUGUAAGAACCAGCGAGCAUACAGCCGCUUUCAGACUACGCUAUAAUAUCUAUAGCUCAUAGCACAACAAUAUCGCACACCAUACAUUGUUAUGGACACGUCCACACUGUACUGUACUAUAUAUUAUUGGUUAAGUAUAGGCUACUAUACUAUAUGGCAAUAUAAGUAUAGUUGUAGUCUUAAACCAGAUUAAUCACACCACGUGCCUCAUUGAAUGAAUGUCGUUUGAGUAAAACAGCGACAAUAAUAUGAGUCGGUAAACAGUGAUAUAAGUCGUUUGAAAGGUUAAUUCAUUUCUCGGCAGACGGAAUUUAUAAACAAAAUACAAGUGAUUAUUGAUAAGCGGCGAACACAGCGCGGCGUUGCCAGACCGUCACAGAACAGCCGGUGUCGCUGCGAGGCCGCACCGGCUCGAUGCGACGUUGCCAGACCGCUAGCGGACUCUCGCUGCCGCUGCGAGUUCGCGCCGACCACGCUGCGUCAGUCCGCGACCGUCGCUUGUCUUGUGUGUCACGCGUCAGUAUCGCAUGCUAACAUUGUUCAUAGUGCCAAAUGACUUCGUAUUGUUUAGACAUAGAGGCCUUCAUUAGCGAAGUCAGUAAGCACCCGCAAAUCUGGGACCUAAACAAUGAAGAUUUUAAAUAUAAACAUCGCAAACAGAACGCAUGGGCAGAGGUAUCCCGGAUAUUCAUCAACGACUUCGCCGAUAUGACCCAGGGAGAAAAGUUGGAUAUAAAAAGCUUAACGGGAAAUGGCGCAACAUACGAGAUUCGUACGUACGCAGUCUCAGGAAAGGUUACGGUUACAUGUAUGCGAAACAUCUGUCCUUCCUGAACAACAUAUACAAGAGCACCAGCCAAUCUGGCAGCGACGCUGAGCAAGACGACAAUUGGCAGAGCGACGACGACUCGGCCAAACUGAGCAACGUCUCAUUCAGAAAGAGCUUCAAUAUCAAAAACUGCGAUGGAAUCACGGAACGAAGCGUGGACUGGCAGAGUGAUGGCGAGGAGAUUCCUCUCAGAGCUCCAGUCAGAAGUGUUAGGAAACGUCGGAAAAUCAUUCCGGAGAUUGAGUACGUCGAGCCUCUCGCGGAACCAACCUGCAGCAGUACAGGCGAGGACGACGACAGAUCCUUCUUCGAAUCCGUUCUGCCGGCAGUGAGAGUGUUCGAUAUUGACCAGAAACUAGAAUUCCGUGGUGAAGUACUUAGAUUAAUCAAAAUGAUAAGAUAUAGGAAGAUAAAAAUUAAAUCCGAUCCAACUGAAGACUUAUAGUGAUAUUAGAUUAGUUCUAUUCCAUUCCAAUUUGUGGUAAAUAAAUAAUAUAAUAUAUAUUUUUUUUUAUGAA